This is a messenger RNA of Phaedon cochleariae (mustard beetle), 1460 nucleotides long. The record is from the annotation of a GenBank genome assembly. Lineage: Eukaryota; Metazoa; Arthropoda; Insecta; Coleoptera; Chrysomelidae.
UAACCGGUAUCGCCACGUACGAUCGAAAUCGAAGAAUCAUCAUCAUAACCUCUUGAUUCACUUAAUUUUUUUCUGUAUAUUACAAUGGUUUUCUGAAAGAAUAGGAUUUCUUUUCUUGCAAUCAGAGAUUUCCUUAUAAAAUUAUGUUGUUCACUAAUGUUCCGAAAAGGAAUAUUCGUGCAAGGUAACUCAUCUUAGGUACUUCGUCAACAAUGAAUUUUCCCAGAUCUUUGUUGAAGCUAUCUAGUGAAAUCAUGCUAAAAAAAUAUAGAAUUUAUAAGCAUUGUCAAUCUAUCCGGCAAUUAUCAUUGAGUAAUGCCAUCUUAUGUAAAUCACAGAGUGAUGAUUCCAAGGAAACCCUUCAAGACUCCCCAUUGAAGAAAUUGUUAGAAGAUUCUGCAUCAUUUCAAGACAUCACAAAUAAAGAACAGCAAUGGGUCACUUUACCAUACCCAGAAGGCACAAAUGUAAGAAAACAAGGAGAAUUUGAGAAGAAAAAUAAAAAGGAUCCAAGAGAUACUUCCAUCAUACUAUUCCCUGGUCAAGGAAGUCAAUAUGUAGGCAUGGCAAAAAACUUGUUGAAAUUUCCUAUGGUGAAAGAUCUGUUUGAACUUGCCAAUUAUAUUUUGCGUUAUGAUCUGUUGAAACUGUGUUUGCAUGGGCCAAAGGAACAGUUAGAUAGCACAAAAUAUGCUCAGUCAGCAAUAAUGGUGUGUUCAUUGGCAGCUAUUGAACAGCUUAAGGAGGAACGACCAAAUGCAAUUGCAAACUGUGUUGGUACAGCUGGAUUUAGUUUGGGAGAGAUUACAGCAUUGGUAUUUGCUGGGGCACUUGGAUUUGAAAGAGCUCUUCAGCUUGUCAGGAUCAGAGGCGAAGCGAUGCAGUUGGCUAGUGAGGCCUACAAAGGUGGAAUGCUCACUGUGCUUUAUCAGCCAGACAGCAAGGUGAACUACGCUUGUCUAAAAGCUAAAGAAUGGGCGGUAGAUAAAGGCGACCCUCUACCAGAAUGUAAAGUAGCAACUUAUGUAUAUCCACAUUGUAAAGUUAUUGCUGGUAGUGAAUCGGCACUAGAAUUUUUCGAAAAGAACUACCAACAGUUCAAUAUUCGUAAAAUAAUAAGAUUACCUGUCAGUGGACCAUUCCAUACUGAACUGAUGAGGCCAGCAAUGGAGACUUUCAGAAAAGCCCUUCACAAAUCUGAAAUUUUAGAUCCUGUAAUAAGUGUUUACUCCAAUGUUGAUGGAAAAAAAUAUCGAAAUGCUGAACAUAUUAGAAGACAACUACCGAAACAUAUGAUAAAGCCAGUGAAAUGGGAGCAACUCAUGCAUACAGUAUUUGAAAGAGAUUCUGAUUCCCAUUACCCAAGGGUAUUUGAAGUUGGACCUGGCACAUCAUUAAGGGCCAUCCUCAAACAAGUUAAUGCCAAAGCUUGGUCUGAAUGUUACAGCAUACCAGCAUGA